Quercus robur (English oak) is the source of this 1818-nucleotide messenger RNA. Its product is annotated as cleavage stimulation factor subunit 50. Gene Ontology annotation, cellular component: mRNA cleavage stimulating factor complex. Gene Ontology annotation, molecular function: protein binding; RNA binding. The record is from RefSeq and is a predicted model, not a curated record. Gene Ontology annotation, biological process: mRNA 3'-end processing. Lineage: Eukaryota; Viridiplantae; Streptophyta; Magnoliopsida; Fagales; Fagaceae. The coding region runs from base 296 to 1615 and encodes 439 amino acids. The transcript has 14 exons.
GGUAGCGAAAACAAAACGGCUUUGUGAACUGGAACUUGGGAAACCCUUCCUGACCUCUUCCAAUCAAACUGUAAACGCAGACACAAGCAGCCUGUUACUUACAUAGAAUCCAAUACAGUACUUCAAACUUCAAACAUUGUCAAACACUUCCUGGUGUUCCAAACUCAGACAUUCAAGUUCAAAUCACCUCUUCUAUCUCUCUGUAAAUAUCAAAUAUCUAAAUUUGAAGAUCUGGGGAUCAAAGAAAAGUGAAGUGGUAAAACAAAAGAAAAGGGUUAUAGCCUUAUAGGUUGAAAUGGAGAACAGCAGCUUGGAGGAGACUCUGCAAGAUGGGAAGCUCUACAGAAACCUCAAUUCUCUCAUUGUUGCUCAUCUUAGAGACAACAAUCUCAACCAGGCUGCAAGUGCAGUUGCUUCUGCAACUAUGACACCAUUGAAUGUCGAAGUUCCACCUAAUAAGCUUCUUGAGCUCUUUGCUAAGGGUCUUGCAGCGGAGAAAGAUGAGAUGUUAAAAGGGGUCACUUCAUCUGCAUUGUAUGAUUUGGGCACUUCAUUGCCUGCUGCUGCAUAUGGCUCAAUCCCUGCUCCUCGAACCGCUACUGUUGAUUUCAGUGCUGUGCAAGAUGCAAAAGGCUCAUCAAAGAGUUUUCCGAAGCAUGAGACACGACAUCUUUCAGAGCACAAGAAUAUUGCCAGAUGUGCAAGAUUUAGUCCUGAUGGGAGGUUUGUUGCCACUGGAAGUGCAGACACAUCAAUAAAGCUCUUUGAGGUUGCAAAAAUUAAGCAAAUGAUGCUGCCAGAUGCAAGGGAUGGUCCUGUGCGACCUGUCAUACGAACGUUUUAUGACCAUAUACAACCAAUAAAUGAUUUGGAUUUCCAUCCUCAAAAUACUGUUCUGAUAUCUGGGGCCAAAGACCACACUAUAAAGUUCUUUGAUUUUUCCAAAAUGACCGCAAAGAGAGCAUUCAGAGUUAUCCAGGAUACGCAUAAUGUGCGUUCUGUAUCUUUUCAUCCUUCUGGGGAUUUUCUUUUAGCAGGAACUGAUCACCAAAUCCCACAUUUGUACGAUGUCAAUACCUUCCAGUGCUAUCUAUCUUCAAAUGUCCCAGAGAUAGGUGUUAAUGGAUCCAUAAAUCAGGCAUGGUAUUCAUCUACAGGUGGCAUGUAUGUUACAGCAUCUAAAGAUGGUGCUGUACGGUUAUGGGAUGGAGUAACUGCAAAUUGUGUGCGAUCCAUAGUCGGUGCACAUGGAGCAGCCGAGGUCACUGGUGCAAAUUUUACAAAGGAUCAAAGAUUUGUUCUCUCCUGUGGGAAGGAUUCUACUGUGAAGCUUUGGGAAGUUGGCACUGGAAGAUUGGUCAAACAAUAUCUUGGAGCUACACAUCUGCAGCUGCGGUGCCAGGCUGUUUUCAAUGACACUGAAGAAUUUGUACUAUCCAUAGAUGAACCAAGCAAUGAGAUUGUAAUUUGGGAUGCUCUGACGGCAGAGAAAGUAGCAAGGUGGCCUUCCAAUCAUAUUGGUGCACCCCGCUGGCUUGAGCAUUCACCAAUAGAGGCAGCCUUUGUUUCCUGUGGCACUGAUAGGUCUAUUCGGUUCUGGAAGGAAGUUCUCUAGGUAUGUGGGAAAUGGGGGUGAUGGUGUUCUUACUCCAAGGAAGUGUAUAUUUAAGAGAUUACUGAACAUGCGUUCUAGAAGAAAUCUGUCUGUAGAACAACAUCAACAAUGAGAAUAGUUGGACCUGUGGUUCUAUAUAUAGAAUUUGUAUGCAUUUUCCCUCCUGUGCACUCGUAAUAAUAGAGGAGCUAAAUUUUACGCUA